Molecule: messenger RNA, 972 nt
Organism: Lasiodiplodia theobromae
Lineage: Eukaryota; Fungi; Ascomycota; Dothideomycetes; Botryosphaeriales; Botryosphaeriaceae
Product: Ovarian tumor otubain
Exons: 1
Coding region: 1-972 (323 amino acids)
Biological process (GO): protein deubiquitination
Molecular function (GO): cysteine-type deubiquitinase activity
Source: RefSeq, a predicted model, not a curated record
AUGGAAGAGCUACAGGCCAGACACCGCAAGGAGCAGCGCGACCUGCAGGCCCGCGUUACGCAGAAGAAGAAGGCCGCCUCCAAGAAGACCCGCAAAGGUGUCAACGACGAAUGCGCGAGACUCGAACAGGAGCUGAAGGAGCGGCAAGAGCGCGAGAUUGCAGAGCUCACCGGUAACGCCGGUGAUGGGAUCGUUGAGCCCGAAGCUGAUGGGUACACGGUUGAAGACGGAGGUGACAAGGACGAUCUUGCAGAUGCCACCGAGAAGCUUUCGAUAUCGUCGAGCCAGCAGCCCACUGCCGCCGCCGCCUCCGCCCCGGACGCGCAACAAUCUGAGGGACCGAAGCGCAAGGGCAACCGGCAAAAGGCUCGCCUGGCUCGUCGUGCCGCUGAGCAGGAGGCAUUGGUCGCCGAGGCCGCUGCAGAGGCGCAAUCAAUGCCCGACCUGCGCAAGGCCGAGCGCACUGCUCUGGUCGAGCAAUUUGAGAAGCGCGGGCUCAAGGAGCAGAUCAUUCGUGCUGAUGGACACUGCUUGUAUAGCGCCAUUGCCGAUGGCAUGACAGAUCAGGGCCUUGAUUUGAAGCCGCGGAUUGCGCCAAACAUCGUUGGACAAGAAAACGGGGAAGCUGAUGGCAAGAAAGAAGGCUACAAGACUGUGAGAAAGGCAGCCGCCGAUUGGAUCGCGUCGCACCCGGAUGACUUCGCCCCAUUCAUGGAAGAGCCGCUUGACUCCUACGUGGUCAAGGUCCGGGAUUCUGGAGAAUGGGGUGGACACAUGGAAUUACUGGCGCUGGCAAGAACUUACGGCGUCAACAUCAAGGUGCUCCACUCCGAUGGGAGGGUCGACACCAUUGAGGCUGGUGCGGAAGGCCAGGCCCCGGUCAAUGGAGAAGAGAAGGAAUUAUGGCUGGCGUACUACAAACACGGCUUCGGCUUGGGAGAGCAUUACAAUUCUCUGAGGAAAGGAGCUUGA